Messenger RNA from Ooceraea biroi (clonal raider ant), 1433 nucleotides. RefSeq names its product cyclin-dependent kinase inhibitor 1. Gene Ontology annotation, biological process: regulation of cell cycle. The record is from RefSeq and is a predicted model, not a curated record. NCBI's taxonomy places the organism in Eukaryota, Metazoa, Arthropoda, Insecta, Hymenoptera, Formicidae. Gene Ontology annotation, molecular function: cyclin-dependent protein serine/threonine kinase inhibitor activity. Gene Ontology annotation, cellular component: nucleus.
ACGUAUCGAUCGGCUAUAAGUUCUCGGGCUGGCAAUGGCCGAGGCAGAAUUAAACGAAAACGAGGCGUACGAGUGCGAAGACGAGUUAAACGGGUGUAUGCAAUUACUUGGAGUGCAACAAAAGUGAUCGCGAUUAAGUGCACUCGUCUGUAUAAUUAUCAGCAGAUAAAGUCUAUACCUUAUUGUUCGCGUUCGUACACGCUCUCGAGAGACGGAAUGAGAGGUACCCUGAGGAAGUAAGACAAUUAUCUUGUUACAUGUGUAACUGGACAAAACGUGAUAUCUGUGCGACAGAUUCUCGGACGGACAUCGCAAUCGGGAAUGCGAAACUGAAUGUGCAAUCCGAUACCGCCCGGAUUAGUUGAACGAGGCCCGCCUGACGAUGGAGGAGAGGAAUACGCACAAAAUUCGAAACGUGCGUAGAAGACUUUUUCAAGAUACCGAUGACAAUAACGAUGGCGAGGGCGACAACUUUGUCAACCGGCUUUUGGAAGAGGAUCGAAGACAAAAGGAACUUUGUAAACAGAGAUGGAAUUUCGAUUUCGAAAAGGAAGAACCGCUGCCUGGUCGUUACGAGUGGGUGAAACUUGACGAUCACAGAAACGAAAUUCCUAAUUCCACAAUGAUAAAUGACACGGUACAAAAUCCGCAGAAACAACAGUCGGAAGAGGUAGAAAGUAAAACAAGUGAUAUCAACGAGACUGAGAAAAUAACGAAUCAAUGACUCAGAGCAUGUGAUGACAAGAAACGAAACAAAUAAUGACGUAUAAAGUAGUAAAUAUUAGCAGGAUUGAAUAUCAAUGGCGACGGAGAUUUUCUUUUAAUGGGAUCGUGCAAAACAAGACUGCGUAAAUUUUUAAUUGUGAAAUUCGCAACUUAUCUCUACGAAUAAUGAAAUUUGUAAAUUUUUUCUUAUCUAGAGAAAGAAUUUUAUAGCGAAUUAGAUUUUUAGUGAUGAGAAAAGAAAAUUGGAAUCCAAAGUUCUAUAAGCAAAUGUGAUAAAUUACGUUUCUUAAUUUGACUGAAUUACCAAUUUGAAGAUUAACAAUUUAUCAAUUAAGUUAAAUUAUUCAUCGCACAUAUUUUAAGCUCUAGUCAAAACGGACAUAAUAAUGUUGACAUGUCCCGAGAAAUCCAAAAUCAAAUUAGCUAUAUAUAAUUAUCAAUAGAGCUUUACUUAUUAAAAUUCAAAAAAGAGAUUAUAACUAUAUUCGCGCGUAUGAUAGAUGUAAUGACCAAUUAAUAUUAUUUACAUAUUAAUUUUAUUCCAUCGCGUGUGGUACUAAUUUAAUAUUUAUGAAAGGAACGUGCAAUACACGCAAUUAUACUCCAAUUAUACUAACUAAUAUUUACGAUACUUUGGAGCGUAAUGUUCACGCAGUAUAAAGACGAAUAAAGUAAUAUAUUUCUGCAAUAUUUAUAAAAACAAACUA